UGGCGGUAGCACGUAGCACGUUUUUAAGCCUUAAGUGGGCAAUCGUUGACACCUCAAUCACGAUUAUUCAAAACGCAUAUAUCCGCGUCAGAUACAGAUGCCACUCGGGGUCUGAUGUCUCGCAGUGUUUCCGGUGUCGUCCGGCAAUCGUUCAACUAGGAAGUGGCUCAGUGACUAUCCCAUCCUAUCCGUCGGAAAACCUACUCGAAAGGAUACUCGACUCUUCCGAUGAAGUUGUCCGUGCACCGGGUGUGAUCAGUGAUGAUGUUGGGGUUCUGUACCAAGACGAAGUAUCCGUGCUGGGACACUAGAUGUUAGCCAGGCAGAAUUUCCAUUUCUCCUCGCCGGGAAACUCAACCAUGAUGCCUCUGGCACCGACACCAAUAGUGGCAGUGCCUUCGAAACCAAAGAUCGGAUUCUCUAUUGACUCUAUAGUUGGAGGUGCUAGCCAGGGCAGUCCCCCGCACUCCCCCGUGCAUUACUCUGAGAGUUCCGCGCCCCUUUCCCCAAGUAGUGACGCGGAAAAUAGACUUAAUGGCUCGCCCAAGCAGUUCUCGCCCCAAAGAUCGCCCGUGGGGUCGCCCAAACCCCCGAUUAUGGUGCCGGGGAUCCCCGCUCACACCCUGGUGCGACCGAAUCCUACCUACGACCCCAACUUGGUGCCCAAGAACGGGUUCCUGCAGCCCGAGAUGAUGCACAAUCACGGACAGCACCCCUUCGCUUUGGCGGCGCACUUCCAAGGUGCUGCGUUGGCAGCGGCGUUAAGUUCCGGUCAGCAUGGGUUUCCUGGACAGCCGUCGCCGCUUGCUCAACACACGCAACCUAGAGACAGUUAUCCCUUGUAUCCGUGGCUGCUGUCCAGGCACGGGAGGAUAUUUCCGCACAGGUUUCCAGGAGGACCUGACAUCCCAGGGUUUCUGCUUCAACCCUUCAGAAAACCAAAGAGGAUAAGGACGGCCUUCAGUCCGUCUCAAUUGCUGAAGCUAGAGCACGCUUUCGAGAAGAACCACUACGUCGUAGGAGCCGAGAGGAAGCAGUUGGCGCAGUCGCUGUCACUGACAGAAACGCAGGUGAAGGUGUGGUUCCAAAACAGGCGGACGAAGCACAAACGCAUGCAGCAGGAGGAGGAGGCGAAAACCAGCAACCCCAGCAACAAGUCCAACUCGCCGAGCUCCCAGACCAACGCGCACCACGUCAACAAAUGGAAGGAGGAGACGUCGGACGAGUACGGCGAGUACAUCGACAUGGACAUGGAGGAGGACUGCGUCAGCGACGUGGAAAGUGAAUCGUAAACCUGAUCUCUGUAAAUACGUUUCCUGUGCAAAUAUUCAAAAGUCGGACGAAUGUGAUGAAGUUCGGCGCGCUCGCAAUAUCCACCCCCCGACAGAGACGUUGAACAGUGCCAACAAUUUUCGUGCCAAACUUUCCUGUUAUAGUGCCAACGUUAAGAGUAAAAAGUCCUGUUGUUAUAUUCGUAGAAGAAAAUUUCAAUUGUGUAUAUACGAGUUAUUUAUUUGAGUUAUACAAAAUUUUAUAUUUAUUUGCCUGUGUACAUAAUUAGGUAUUACGUUUGAAGUAUUAUUAUUCCGAGUCAGGAUGUAGAUGUGCUAAAAUACCCCUAUUCCUUUGCAGUACUUAACUACUAUGAAUUACUUGUGUUUCUGUGAUGUCUGUAUAUAUUUUUUUAUUAUUUUAACAUAUCUACAAUUUUAUAUAAUAAUAAAUGUGAGUGUGUAUAUCUGUUUAUUGAUAUGCAUUUUUUACUUGUACAUUUGUAAAAGUAAUUACGCGCGGUUUUCACCACCAGGAUCCUAAUCGGUGCGGGGAAACCGUCUUAAAGUACUUAAAAUUGUAGAAACUGCAACAUAUGUUGAGUAUCAUGUACUUAAAACUUGUAAAGAAUAUGAAAAUAUA
Molecule: messenger RNA, 1914 nt
Organism: Anoplophora glabripennis (Asian longhorned beetle)
Lineage: Eukaryota; Metazoa; Arthropoda; Insecta; Coleoptera; Cerambycidae
Gene: Ems
Product: homeotic protein empty spiracles
Exons: 3
Coding region: 312-1292 (326 amino acids)
Biological process (GO): neuron differentiation; regulation of DNA-templated transcription; central nervous system development
Molecular function (GO): DNA binding; DNA-binding transcription factor activity, RNA polymerase II-specific
Source: RefSeq, a predicted model, not a curated record